GGAUCACCACCGCACCGAGCGCCACCUUCAGCUGGAGCGGCUUUCUGCAGCGGGCAGAGAUUAACCAAAGUGCCGAUAACUUACACGUAUUUCUUAUGAUAUGUGGACUUAGACCGGUGAAAGACCCUCUCUAUUUGGUGGACGCAUUUUCAGAAUGGCAUCAAGAAGAGCCCAGUGUUUACAUGGUCAUCGUUGGUCCUGAGGUGGAUCCAGUGUUUACGAGGGAAGUGAAAGCCAAAGUGAAAAGGAGCCCUGGAGUCCGCCUGCUGGGCGAGAUGGCCCGGGAGCAGCUGCAGGCGGCCGCGCAGAACUGCUUUGCGGUGGUGAACAGCUCCCUCUCCGAGGGCAUGUCGGCCGCCAUCCUUGAGGCAAUGGAUCUGGAAGUUGUCGUGUUGGCCAGGAACAUUCCGGGGAACGCCGCUGUGGUGCAGCAUGGAGUCACGGGGCUGCUGUUCUCAGACGCGCAG
This is a messenger RNA of Orycteropus afer afer, 467 nucleotides long. RefSeq names its product glycosyltransferase 1 domain containing 1 (gene GLT1D1). The transcript has 6 exons. The record is from RefSeq and is a predicted model, not a curated record. Lineage: Eukaryota; Metazoa; Chordata; Mammalia; Tubulidentata; Orycteropodidae. Gene Ontology annotation, molecular function: glycosyltransferase activity. The annotation marks the transcript as partial.